UGAUGAAUAAUCUAAUAAUUUUUAGCCCAAAUAUGGAAAUGAAUUCAGAUAUUUUUAGAGGGAGGAAAGGAUAGAUUCUUUCUCCAAACCAAUCCAACUAAUGUUUGUUCUUGCACAGCAAAUUUUCACGUUGUAAUUAAUGAGAGAUUUUUCUAUUUUUUUUCCUUUUUUCCAGCCGAGUCUCUGUCUGGUUGGAGAAAGCUAUAAAUCCUCAUGGACUUCUGCAACACCUAAUAAAAAAUUCCUAUACUCUUAGCAUAUAAGAAAAGAAUAUCUCACCAAAGACACGUGUACGGCUCUAGCUUCCCAAGUUGCUCGCUUAAGUCAAUUUCUCCCUUUCAAAAAAUCAAACCGGACGUAAAUUUUUAGUCCCUCAGUGGGUUUCUCAUUUUUCCUCCCUCAAUCGAUCGUCAGAAACUUUUUCAACAUGGGUACAAGAUCCAAACCCAUUACUACUGCUCUUUUCCUUUGCUUCCUUCUGUUGCCUUUGGUUUUUGCUGCACAUAAUGAUGGAUUGGUCAGAAUUGGACUGAAAAAGAGGAAGUUCGAUCAAAACAACCUUGUGGCUGCGCAGUUUGAGUCCAAAGAAGGAGAGUCAUUGCGAACUUCUUUUAAAAAGUAUCAUUUCCAUGGGAAUUUAGGUGAUGCAGAAGAUAUUGAUAUAAUAUCACUAAAGAAUUACAUGGAUGCCCAGUAUUUUGGUGAGAUUGGUAUUGGUACUCCCCCACAGAAGUUCACUGUGAUAUUUGACACUGGUAGUUCUAAUCUCUGGGUGCCCUCUUCCAAGUGCUAUUUUUCAGUUGCCUGCUAUUUCCAUUCCAGGUACAAGUCUGGCCAUUCAAGCACCUACAAGAAGAAUGGAAAAUCAGCAGAUAUCCAUUAUGGAACUGGUGCUAUUUCUGGCUUCUUUAGUCAAGACCAUGUAAAAGUUGGUGGUCUUGUGGUCAAGGAUCAGGAAUUUAUUGAAGCUACUAAGGAGCCCAGCAUCACGUUCUUGGUAGCAAAGUUUGAUGGUAUACUUGGACUUGGAUUCGAAGAGAUAUCAGUUGGAAAGGCUGUACCUGUGUGGUACAACAUGGUCAAUCAGGGUCUUGUUAAAGAACCUGUUUUCUCAUUUUGGUUUAACCGCAAUGCUGAUGAAGAUGAAGGAGGUGAGAUCGUUUUUGGUGGGAUGGAUCCCAAGCAUUACAAGGGUGAGCAUACAUACGUCCCUGUGACACAGAAAGGGUAUUGGCAGUUUAACAUGGGUGACGUCUUGAUUGAUGGUAAAACAACUGGAAUUUGUGGCAGUGGCUGUGCAGCAAUUGCUGACUCUGGAACUUCUUUGUUGGCUGGACCUACUGGCAUCAUUGCUGAGGUAAACCAUGCCAUUGGAGCAACUGGAAUUGUUAGUCAAGAAUGCAAGGCUGUUGUUGCUCAAUAUGGAGAAACCAUAAUUGAGAUGCUUUUAGCAAAGGACCAACCACAAAAAAUUUGCUCACAAAUUGGUUUGUGCACAUUUGAUGGUUCUCGAGGUGUAAGUGUGGGCAUUAAGAGUGUCGUGAAUGAGAAUAUUCAGGGAGUGGCUAGUGGUUUGCGUGAUGCAAUGUGCUCUACUUGUGAGAUGGCAGUUGUAUGGAUGCAGAAUCAGCUCAAGCUGAAUAACACUCAGGAGCGCAUACUUAACUAUGCCAAUGAGCUAUGUGAACGAUUGCCCAGUCCAAUGGGAGAAUCAGCAGUAGAUUGUGGUGGUUUGUCUACCAUGCCUAAUGUUUCAUUUACAAUUGGUGGGAAGGUUUUUGACCUCUCCCCUGAGCAGUAUGUCCUCAAAGUGGGUGAGGGAGAAGCCGCCCAAUGCAUUAGUGGAUUUACAGCUUUAGAUGUGCCCCCACCUCGUGGUCCCCUCUGGAUAUUGGGAGAUGUUUUCAUGGGUCGCUUCCAUACAGUAUUCGACUAUGGUAAUAAGAGAGUUGGAUUUGCGGAAGCUGCAUAAAUAAUUAUCCCUCGUUCAUCUGUAUGCUUUUUACAUGAAAGUGUUUCGUGGCCGACCUUGACUUGCCAGAAUGUAAAUAUCAGAACAGUAAUGUGGCUUGUUAUGUUGUCAAACUAGUACAAUACCUUCACAUCUCGUAGUAUGAAGGUUGACAAUAUGAAUGUUGGGUCUUGGAAAAGAGCCUUAAAUAAUAGUAUAUGUAAAUUUUAUAAUCA
Hevea brasiliensis (rubber tree) is the source of this 2187-nucleotide messenger RNA. Its product is annotated as aspartic proteinase A1. The transcript has 14 exons. Lineage: Eukaryota; Viridiplantae; Streptophyta; Magnoliopsida; Malpighiales; Euphorbiaceae. Bases 428 to 1972 code for a protein of 514 amino acids. The record is from RefSeq and is a predicted model, not a curated record. Gene Ontology annotation, biological process: proteolysis; lipid metabolic process. Gene Ontology annotation, molecular function: aspartic-type endopeptidase activity.